Molecule: messenger RNA, 975 nt
Organism: Zymoseptoria tritici IPO323
Lineage: Eukaryota; Fungi; Ascomycota; Dothideomycetes; Mycosphaerellales; Mycosphaerellaceae
Exons: 1
Coding region: 1-975 (324 amino acids)
Biological process (GO): secondary metabolic process
Cellular component (GO): cytoplasm; cytosol
Molecular function (GO): hydrolase activity; carboxy-lyase activity
Source: RefSeq, a predicted model, not a curated record
AUGAUCCCUCCCAUCAUCGCUCUCGAGGAGCAUUACCUCUCUCCCGUCGUGCUCGAUGCAUUCGACGAGGAGUUCCAAGAGCAGUUCAAGGCCAUUCCGGCUGCAAAGAGCAUGCUCAGCGAUCUGGGUGACCUGAGACUGAAGGAAAUGGCAAAGGGCAGGAUUUCCAUGCAAGUCGUCUCUCAUGCAUGUUCUCCCGGUGGACCCAGUCCCGAUCAAUGCCGGCAAGGGAACGAUCAAAUGGCUGCAUCCAUUGAGAAGAACAAAGACCGAUUCGCUGGCUUCGCAGUACUCCCUGUAUCAGACCCAGAGGCGUCAGCAAAGGAGUUGGAACGAUGUGUCAAGGAUCUUGGGUUCGUCGGUGCACUGAUCGACAACCACGCGAACGGGAAGUAUUUCGACGGCGAGGAAUACGAUGUGAUGUGGCGGGUGGCGGAGGAGCUGGAUGUGGCGAUCUACCUACAUCCCACCUGGCCGGCGGAGAAUAUGAUGCACCAAUAUACCGGCAACUUCACCGAUGGAGCAAGUCGCAGUCUGGGCGCUUCAGGCUGGGGUUGGCAUACGGAGACCGGUCUCCACGUUCUACGACUCUUCGCGGCAGGCCUCUUCGACAAGUUUCCCAAGCUGAAGAUCAUCAUCGGUCACUUCGGCGAGAUGCUUCCCUUCAUGAUCCAGCGGGUGGUCAAUCUGAGUGGCCGAUGGGGCGACAUCAAGCGGAAGUUGAAGGAAGUGUGGGAAGAGAACAUCUGGAUCACGACGUCGGGUGUCUGGUCUCUGGAUCCGCUGCGGUGUAUACUGGGCAAUACAAAGAUCGAUCACAUUUUGUUCAGCGUUGACUACCCGUUCGAACGCACUGAGAAUGGCUUGAAGUGGUUGGAGGAAUUGGAGCAGAGUGGACUGGUCUCUCAGGAGGAGUUGGAGAUGAUUGCGUAUAAGAAUUCGGAGAAGUUGCUGCGAAUCAAGGCACCGAUGUGA